UUCUUGGAACAUUCAUCGUUAUUCAUCACCGAGGUACUUAGAGAUCCGUAACUAGUUUUAUUUCAUCCUCUUUCUUCCCUCUGCCCUCGCCCGUCCUGUCUCAUGAUGGAUUUGACCUCCAAGUCUAGCGCAAGGAAAGGUGCAAGCAAACCCGAUCCGGGGAAUGACUCCUCUGGACUCAAGGCCAAAUCAUCUUUCAGUGCUCUACCUGAGUCUGCAUCUGCUGCCACUACGAAGAAACUCGGUCAAGUAAAAAUGGCCGCUCGACGGCCUCAGAACCAGCGCCGCGUCGCUCCACGACUCAUUUCCAAAGCCCUUCAAAACUCCGAGUCCCAGCAACGAGAGGUACACCAGAUUUCCUCCGCAGAAUCCUCUCCGAAGGAUACCAUCAGCGAACUUCCUUCGGACUGGGAGGCGAAGGUGGGCAUGGACGCGCGCACCUUGUGGUCUCAGGACGGCGACACCAAAGGUGCACUCACUCUGUACAGAGGAAACCGGACCGCGGACAAUAUUACAGUAAAGAUUGAUGAGGUUGAUGGGUUCCUCUCGUCGACUCCCAUCCAAGCAGGUCCAUCAACAGAGUCCCUGUUCCGACCAGUUCCGCUCAAUUACCCAUCUGCGGAAGCGAAAGGCGAUAGGUCCGGAAAUCAAGAUUCCGGAGUCUCUGCCGAUCUCGUUACCACCCUAGAGAACGAAAACCGUGCUCUUAUGGAUACGAUUAUGGAGCUGCGUAACGUGAACAACCACGCCAACGAACAACGCCAAAAGGCGAGCGUGGCGGAGUACAUGUACGUCCAUCUCCGGCAGCUCCAGUUGCAGCGCUCCAUUUCCAAUUUUGGGAGUCGCAAGAUCUCGGUGGAUAAGCUGGUGGAUACAUUCAAGAAGCAUUUGCACGAGCUGGAGAACAUCGGGAACAAGUUUUUGGAGGAUCUUCCAGAAGAUUUUGGUCGUACGGAAUUUGAUGAGAUGCUUUCUGGUGUGAAGAGGGAGUCAGAGUCCGUUGACCUUGAAAUAGGGACCCCCCCGGCCAAAAAGUUCAGACUCGCAGACAAUGCUUACAUGGUCAAGGGUAGGCAGGCGCAAUAGAUAAAUUCUGUUUCUUUUAUUGGUUUCUUGACAUACACAUUAAUGCAUUACACAUCAAGCUUGUUUGUACUCGUUCUGUCUCAUUGUUAUGCGGGG
This is a messenger RNA of Guyanagaster necrorhizus, 1182 nucleotides long. RefSeq lists its product as uncharacterized. The transcript has 5 exons. The coding region runs from base 103 to 1086 and encodes 327 amino acids. Lineage: Eukaryota; Fungi; Basidiomycota; Agaricomycetes; Agaricales; Physalacriaceae. The record is from RefSeq and is a predicted model, not a curated record.